CAAAAUUCAAAUAAUUUUUGUAUUCAAUUAAAAUAUGAAUUAAUAGAUUUAUUUAUAUAUCUUGCGGAUUUAUUUUCAUCAAUUAUAGUUAUAUGAUUUAUUUGAUAAAUUAUAAUAAAAUGACAAUAUAAUCAAUUAUAUAUACGUUUAAUUGAAUACAAUUAUAAAUUAACUAAUAUUCAUGCAUAUGCAUCAUGUUUAUUUUUACUUGAAAGUCAUUAGUUUUACUUAAAUAAAUUAUAUAAUAGAAGAAUUAAAUAAUAAUAUAUAAAAUGAUAAUUUAACACAAAAAAUUAUAUCAAUUAGUCUUGAAAGACUUUUAAUAAUUGGUCAAUAUCCUAAAAAUGAUAUAUGGCAUUUAUAUGAAAUACGUGCACGUAUUUAUACAUUAUUACAACGAUCAAAUGAAAAUACAAAUUCGUUAAAUAAUGAACAUGUUAAUGAAGAACAAAGAAUGAUUAAUAGUUCAUCAAUAAUAUCAUCAUCAGAUAAUAUUCUUGUUGAACUUGUUGCAGAAUAA
Molecule: messenger RNA, 520 nt
Organism: Rotaria sp. Silwood1
Lineage: Eukaryota; Metazoa; Rotifera; Eurotatoria; Philodinida; Philodinidae
Source: the annotation of a GenBank genome assembly